CUAGCCUCGUGUGACGUCAUCACAUCGCGCGCUUCAUAGCUCCGCCCAUGGCGUCCGGCGGUUGUCAUAACGACCAUCCAGGCGAGGUUCCGCGAAGUGUGAGGAGGAUUGACCCCUGCUGCGAGCCGUAGUUUCUCAUGUCCGGGGGAGUUACCGUCACCGUUCGUCUCGUCAGAUCCUUUGAACAUCGGAAUUUCCGUCCGGUCGUUUACCAUGACGUCAUCCUGGAUCAGACGGUGCAGGAGUUCUUAGAAUUUGUCAAAAAAGAUGUGGCGCAGCGGGAUGGGCUGCCUCCCCCCUUCAGGAGACAUUCGUACGAUAUGAUGAAGAUCCUUCACCAGGCGCAUGGAUCUAAGACCAAUGAACUGGUGGUGAGUCUAGAAGACGACGAGAAGCUGAUCCUGCGGAGUGAGGACACCCUGCGAGCAGCUGGAGUAGCCCAGGAGACGGAGCUCGCCCUCUUUUGCGACGCCGACUAUAGACGGUACAAGCAGAACCCGGUGUCGUCCUGGUGACACCGCACUGGAUCGCGCUACAUGUGACCAUCAUCCCUGUUAUCACGUACAAUGGAGACCGCGGAGCGCUGGAUGUCUGAACAUAAAGGAUCAGAGACACCCCUCAAUACCAGGGUCACCCCUUUAAAAUUUGACAGCUUCUUAUACCGGUGUUUCCCAAGCAGGGUUCCUCUCCAGCUGUUGCAAAACUACAACUCCCAGCAUGCCCGGACAGCCGAAGGCUGUCCGGGCAUGCUGGGAGUUGAAGUUUUGCAACAAUUGGAGAGGAAUGCUGCUUGGGAAACUGUCCUAAAAAUUCAAUUCCAAUCUGUUACUUUAGAAAGCUGAGUGUUGAAUAAUGCAGCAAUGACCGCGUCAUUACCCUGGGCGUCAGACUAGGUGACAAGUCAAGCAAGUGCGGUUUUCUUCCAUAAACAGCGCCCCACCUGUCCUUAGGUUGUGUGUGGUAUUACAACUCUGCUCCAUUUAAUUCAGUGGAGCUGGGCUGUAAUGCCAGCUACAACCUUUGGACAAGAGUGGCGCUGUUUUUAGAAUAAAGCAGCGAUGGCCUGUAAAAAAAUAAAAAAACAU
Molecule: messenger RNA, 1085 nt
Organism: Hyla sarda
Lineage: Eukaryota; Metazoa; Chordata; Amphibia; Anura; Hylidae
Gene: C8H2orf76
Product: chromosome 8 C2orf76 homolog
Exons: 6
Coding region: 138-515 (125 amino acids)
Source: RefSeq, a predicted model, not a curated record